Messenger RNA from Paraglomus brasilianum, 1647 nucleotides. NCBI's taxonomy places the organism in Eukaryota, Fungi, Glomeromycota, Glomeromycetes, Paraglomerales, Paraglomeraceae. The record is from the annotation of a GenBank genome assembly.
AUGCAAUACAACGCCGCCGCCCAAUACGCUAAGAGAUAUCCUCGUUAUACGCGUUCGAGGAGGGAAGAUUCCCCUAAUCCAUCGAUCACCACCGACUCGAUGGACUUGCCCCCCGCGAAAAUAGGUCUAAUUAUCGGAACUAAGGGAAGGGUACUUGCGGCAAUUAGAGAACAAUCCGGAGCACAUGUAUACAUCGAUGGCUACAAAGCCGUCAUCCGUGGCAGCGAAGAAGCAAUAGGAGAAGCUAGACGUCUGAUUGCUCGGAAAAUACGUCUAGCGCCCAAUGUAUAUCCACAUAUUGGAUAUACCGUUCUUGAAUUACCAAUAUGUGACACGUUGCCGAAACUCGAGUUCACGCCAUACGACUACGCUAGUGUUAAUAGACACCAUGGAAAACAAUUAUACCGCGUGAAAUUCUGUAAUGAAGCAGACAAUGAAAAAGACAUUUUUGGCUCAUUUGGAGACAGUUGUGACGGCAAUAGUUCUCCAUACCAACCACAUUCUCAACUCUUAUCACCUUCCGGCUCUUCAACUUUAUCCUCUCGCCCUUCUUUACGCAUGUUCUCCUCUUCACAUUCUCGCUCGUCAUCUGUUACUUCUGUUACUUCUGUCACUUCCUCCCACGCCACUUCCUCUUCUUUUCAACAUCCUUUACACCGUCUUCCGGCCCAGCCCCAAGAUGCUCAAACCUUUACCACUAUGCAGUAUCUUCCGACAGUGAUCUCCGCCAUAUCUUCUCACCUCUUCAAAGUAAACCCCGAUAUAUCGAUCCAACAUGAGACGCGCGUAACGGUAUUCUUUGGCCGUGAGACGUUUUCAGAGAUUGACCGGACACGCCUAAACACCAUAGACGAUUGGUGUGAUCUGAAUAGAGAAAGGCAUGGAUUUCACAGCAGUUUCCAACACUAUGUACCUGAUAUGGUAAAGAACAUUUCAAAGAUCUUGAAGAAAUUUGGGUUUGACCAAGUCAUCCGAAAUAAGCGAAGUAGUGGUAAUAUAAUCAAGAAGGGUGGAAGGAAUAGUGAUGGCAGGAAUAAAGUCGAUCAAGGAAUUCAGAGCAUGGACAAUGAUAUUGGGAGUAUCUGUAUAAACUAUGACGAAGGUAAUAGACUCGGAAAGAAACUUAAACUUCAUUGGGAUUAUGAAGAAGGCGUCUACAAAAUAACCAAAACGAGUGUACAAACUCGUCGAAUUGCAAUUAUCGAUAUUGUCCAUGGGACAUCCGCCCCCGAUAUACGCUUCUUGCUCAAAACACAUAAAGACGAAGAUAUUGAUCCAACAAAUGUCGAGCUUAUCAGUGAGUUACAAAAGCCACCGCUAGAACUGUUUGAUGGAACUUACUUCCAAUCGAAGCAUUUGAAGAAGCGGCUUAGGAUUGACUCGAUCCGACAAUCAAUAGUGAAGCAAAAGUUUGUCAAUGACAGAUUUCAAUUAAGUAUAAUCACGAACCGGAAGGAAGCACGAAUAUCUCCAAGCAUUCUUUCGGAGCCGAUGGAAGAGCAAACGGUUCAUCUAAAACAUCUUUCAUGGAAAAUGUAUCAAACCAACGACGAAAUACGUCAGGUUUUUGAUAGACAAUCGCUUGAGCAUAGUAUUAGAGAAACCGUGGCGUUCGCAAGAAAGAUUUGCAGGAUUCUCGAUUCUUGA